This is a messenger RNA of Chiroxiphia lanceolata (lance-tailed manakin), 1869 nucleotides long. RefSeq names its product keratin, type II cytoskeletal 5-like. Lineage: Eukaryota; Metazoa; Chordata; Aves; Passeriformes; Pipridae. Gene Ontology annotation, molecular function: structural constituent of skin epidermis. Gene Ontology annotation, biological process: intermediate filament organization; keratinization. The transcript is spliced from 11 exons. Gene Ontology annotation, cellular component: keratin filament. The coding region runs from base 1 to 1869 and encodes 622 amino acids. The record is from RefSeq and is a predicted model, not a curated record.
AUGAACAGAACCUUCAGCAUGAGGGCAGGGCCCGGGGGCAGGUCCUACAGCGCUGCCUCGGCCAUCGUGCCCAGCAGCAGCAGGGCUGGCUUCAGCUCCGUGUCCGUGGCACGGGCAGGAGGAGGAGGAGGAGGAGGAGGAGGGGGCGGCUUUGGGAGGCUCGUCGGGGGAGGUGGAGGCGGUGGCGGGGGAGGUUUUGGCAGCAGGAGCCUCUACAACCUCGGGGGCAGCAAGAGGAUUUCCAUCGGGGUCGGGAGCAGCUUCAGGGCCGCCUUUGGGGGGGGAGCUGGAGGGGGCUCCGGGCUGGGAGGGGGUGCAGGGGGUGGUGCUGGGCUGGGGCUCGGUGCUGGGGGUGCUGGGCUGGGGCUCGGUGGAGGAGGAGGAGGGUUUGGGGGGGGCAGGGGCCCGGCAGGAUUUCCCGGUGGCCCCCCCGGGGUCGGCACAAUCCAGGAGGUGACGGUGAACCAGAGCCUGCUGGCCCCCCUGAACCUGGAGAUCGACCCCAACAUCGGCCAGGUGCGCAAGGACGAGAAGGAGCAGAUCAAGAGCCUCAACAACAAGUUCGCCUCCUUCAUCGACAAGGUUCGGUUCCUGGAGCAGCAGAACAAGGUGCUGGAGACCAAGUGGACCCUCCUGCAGGAGCAGGGGCAGAAGAACAACUCCGGCAAGAGCAGCCUGGACCCGCUGUUCGAGGCCUACGUGGGCAACCUGCGGCGGCAGCUGGGCAACCUCCUCGGCGAGAGGGGCCGCAUGGACGGCGAGCUCAGGAACAUGCAGGACCUCGUCGAGGACUUCAAGAACAAGUACGAGGAGGAGAUCAACCGGCGCACGGCGGCCGAGAACGAGUUCGUGGUGCUCAAGAAGGACGUGGACGCUGCCUACAUGACCAAGGUGGAGCUGGAGGCCAAGGUGGACGCGCUGAGCGACGAACUCAACUUCCUGCGCGCCCUCUACGAGGCGGAGCUGGCCCAGCUCAGCGCCCAAGUGUCCGACACGGCCGUCAUCCUGUCCAUGGACAACAACCGCGACCUGGACCUGAGCAGCAUCAUCGCCGAGGUCAAGGCCCAGUACGAGGACAUCGCCAACCGCAGCCGCGCCGAGGCCGAGGCCUGGUACCAGACCAAGUUCGAGGAGCUGCAGGCCACGGCGGGCAGACACGGCGACGACCUGCGCAACACCAAGGGGGAGAUCUCGGAGCUCAACCGGCUCAUCCAGAGGAUCCGCUCCGAGAUCGAGAACACCCGGAACCAGUGUGCCACCAUCCAGACGGCCAUCGGGGACUCCGAGGAGCGCGGGGAGCUGGCCCUCAAGGACGCCAAGGCCAAGAUGAUGGACCUGGAGGACGCCCUGCAGAAGGCCAAGGCCGACAUGGCCCGGCAGCUCCGUGAGUACCAGGAGCUCAUGAACGUCAAGCUGGCCCUGGACAUCGAGAUCGCGACCUACAGGAAGCUGCUGGAAGGGGAGGAGAGCAGGCUCAGCGGGGAGGGACUGAACCCCAUCAGCUACUCUGUGAUCAGCUCCAGCUCCGGCCUGGCCGGCGGGGCCGGCUUGGGAGGAGGAUUUGGCAGCGGGAGCGGUUUUGGUCUCGGAGGCGGCGGCGGCGGAGGAGGAGGAGGAGGAGGAGGAGGAAGCUACAGCUUUGGAAGUGGAGGAGGACUUGGACUCGGGGGUGGAGGUGGUCUCGGAGGUGGAUUUGGAGGUGGCCACGGAGCAGGAGGUGGCAGCAGCAGCCUGAGCACCAGCGGGGGCAACUUCAGCUCCGGGAGCGCCAAAGGCACCAACCCCGGGGUGAAAAUCGUCUCCAAAACCUCCUCCAGCAAAAAGAGCAUCAAGAGCCAGAGCCUGAAGAACGCCACGGAGCCCGAGUAG